CCACGCCCGCGGCGGCGGUGGCGGCGGCGGCGGAGGCGGUGGCGGCUGGAGCCCGGAUGCGGCGCCGUGAGACGGACCCGGGGCGAGCAGCGCGGAUGGAUCCAACAUGGCGGCGCCGAACCUGAGCCGAGAGAAGAGACCUGGGAAAUUAAAUUUCUUGCAAAGGACACUGGAGAGUGCAGCUGCUGAGCAGAGAUUCUGGAAAGCACUCUGUCCCUGAGCCUCUAGCAUGGCGGGCCUGAAGCGGCGGGCAAGCCAGGUGUGGCCCGAAGAGCAUGGUGAGCAGGAACAUGGGCUCUACAGCCUCCACCGUAUGUUUGACAUCGUGGGCACCCACCUAACGCACAGAGAUGUUCGUGUGCUUUCUUUCCUCUUCGUUGAUGUUAUUGAUGACCAUGAGCGGGGACUCAUCCGAAAUGGACGUGACUUCUUACUGGCACUGGAGCGCCAAGGCCGCUGUGACGAGACUAACUUUCGCCAGGUGCUGCAGCUGCUGCGCAUCAUCACUCGCCAUGACUUGCUGCCCUACGUUACUCUCAAGAAGAGACGGGCUGUGUGCCCUGAUCUUGUAGACAAGUAUCUGGAGGAAACAUCAAUUCGCUAUGUGACCCCCAGAGCCCUCAGUGAUCCAGAACCGAGGCCUCCCCAGCCCUCCAAAACAGUGCCUCCCCACUAUCCUGUGGUGUGCUGCCCCACUUCAGGUUCUCAGAUGUGUAGUAAGCGGCCAGCCCGAGGGAGAGCCACACUUGGGAGCCAGCGAAAACGCCGGAAGUCAGUGACCCCAGACCCCAAGGAAAAGCAGACAUGUGACAUCAGGCUUCGAGUCCGGGCGGAAUACUGCCAGCAUGAGACUGCUCUGCAAGGCAAUGUCUUCUCCAAUAAGCAGGACCCACUUGAGCGCCAGUUUGAGCGCUUUAACCAGGCCAACACUAUCCUCAAGUCCCGGGACCUGGGCUCCAUCAUCUGUGACAUCAAGUUCUCUGAGCUCACCUACCUCGACGCAUUCUGGCGCGACUACAUCAAUGGCUCAUUAUUAGAGGCACUGAAAGGUGUCUUCAUCACAGACUCUCUCAAGCAAGCUGUGGGCCAUGAAGCCAUCAAGCUGCUGGUGAAUGUGGAUGAGGAGGACUAUGAGCUGGGCCGACAGAAACUCCUGAGGAACUUGAUGCUGCAAGCAUUGCCCUGACCUUCCCCCGUCUCACCUCUCUGGGGAUUGUUGGCUCCAUCACCUCUGGAGCUUACACACUGUUCUGGGUUCGUUCUCUGCCCUUCAACCAAUCACACCACCUUUUCUUUUUUUCUUUCUUUCUUUUUUUUUUUUUUUUUUUAAGGAAAAGACAAAGGAAAGUGGAAAUGGUGUUCCCUCCCCCUCCCUGCACCCAUGUGCCUGGGCUUCCCCUCUGUUUCCUGUUGCCACUUCCCCCUAAUGUGUGUCUCUACAGCCACCUUACCACUGAGCCGUAAGCAAGUGUAUAGGGACGGAGUCUAUGGAACAUAGCCUUUGUAAGGGACUGAACGUUGCUUUCAGGUGCAUCGAGGGGUAAUCAAUACUUAUGGCUUUAUGAGGGCUCUAAAAUUUUGUCUGAAAAACCAAAGGGCUGUGAGUAAAGGAGCUGUGUGGAA
Messenger RNA from Peromyscus eremicus (cactus mouse), 1623 nucleotides. It is a transcript of the gene Dedd, whose product is annotated as death effector domain containing. Gene Ontology annotation, cellular component: nucleolus. Gene Ontology annotation, biological process: extrinsic apoptotic signaling pathway via death domain receptors; regulation of apoptotic process; apoptotic process. The coding region runs from base 230 to 1186 and encodes 318 amino acids. The record is from RefSeq and is a predicted model, not a curated record. The transcript is spliced from 6 exons. Gene Ontology annotation, molecular function: DNA binding; protein binding. NCBI's taxonomy places the organism in Eukaryota, Metazoa, Chordata, Mammalia, Rodentia, Cricetidae.